Messenger RNA from Sclerotinia sclerotiorum 1980 UF-70, 1692 nucleotides. RefSeq lists its product as hypothetical. Gene Ontology annotation, cellular component: ERMES complex. Bases 1 to 1692 code for a protein of 563 amino acids. Lineage: Eukaryota; Fungi; Ascomycota; Leotiomycetes; Helotiales; Sclerotiniaceae. The record is from RefSeq and is a predicted model, not a curated record. Gene Ontology annotation, molecular function: lipid binding. Gene Ontology annotation, biological process: mitochondrion organization; phospholipid transport. The transcript has 2 exons.
AUGGCAUUCAAUUUCAACUGGUCGCCUCUAACGGCAGAUGCGGAAUUCUAUCAAAGAGCUCAAGAAAUGCUCACGGCAGCUCUUAAUAAAUCACCAAAGCCUCCGAUUAUAAAGGAUGAUAUCUUAGUCAAUGAGUUAAACUUGGGUUCGGUACCUCCAGAUCUGGAGAUAUUAGAGAUUGGGGAUUUGGCAGAGGAUAGGUUUAGGGGAAUCUUCAAGAUGUGCUAUUCUGGAGAUGCUUUCUUGACUCUGAAAACAAGAGUUCAGGCCAAUCCGCUGAAUAAUCAUUUGUUCUCAAAACCAUCAUUCACGUCUCCACAACCCCUCGCGGCAGAUGCGGGUCUCACGAUUCCAUUGCAAAUCACUUUGUCCGAAAUCAAAUUAUCCGCCUUCAUCAUAGUGGUAUUUUCAAAGCAGAAAGGAUUAACAUUGGUCUUCCGAAAUGAUCCACUUGAAUCUCUCAAGGUCUCUUCCACCUUCGACUCGAUACCAUUCAUCAAGGAUUAUUUACAGAAGGAAAUUGAACAACAGUUGAGGACUUUGAUGAUGGAUGAAUUACCUGCUAUUAUUCAUAGGUUGUCAUUGAGAUUAUGGUGCCCGGAAUAUAGAGGAAAGGAAGAUCAAGAGAUGGCCGAAGCUGUAAAGAAAACGAAAGACGAAGUAGCCAUUGAUCCAUUUGCAAGCCCACCACAAGAUGCGGUCGAUGCACGUGGAAAUGUUCUAGAUGCAAGCGAAAUAUCCAAUUUAUCGUUAGAUGGUGGGUCGGAGAUCCACUCGCUGUUCUCACAAAAGAACCUACUUAGGUUGGCCGCACUCACAAACUCUCAUCGAACUUUGUCACUUUUCACUCCUUCUAUUCGAGAUGCGGUCUUUCGAGCAUGGGCGCCAUCAGAAAGAGGUGAUUCGGCUGGAACAACUACACCUGCAACUACUUCACUUCACAGACCACAAUCAUCCCUUGGAGGUCAGAGUACUACCUACACAUUCUCAAAUAGAAGUUCUGAUGAUGGACAUGGUAGUAUGCCAUCUAGACCAUCAUUGGUCAAUAUGAAUUCGGCUACCACGGGAUUAAGUCUGGGUGCAAAUCGAGGUUCAAGGUCACAUACUACAAGAAAGAAGAAGAACAGAGUGGUGAACUUGAGAAAAUCCAAAACUACAGAUAAUGUUAGCGAGAGUGGCGAAAGUGAGACUGCUUCCAUAACUGCAGCAUCUGAACCAAUCGUUCAAUCUCGUAUUCCAGAAGAGCCGGAAGAUAUUCCUGUCACUCCACCACCUGGAAAGGUACGAUUUAAUAGUAUCGACCUUGGAGAUUCACCAAAGAAACUACAACCAUCUCGUUCUAUCACACCAGAACAAGGAAACAUGAACCAAAUUCCAACACUCACCGUGGAACCUUCUACUCCGAUUCAUUCAGAAAACCAGAAGCGUCCUGCUUACAAUCAAUCAAGCUUUACAUCAUACACUUCAGAGAAGUCAGCAACUACCCCACCACAUACGCAAUUCUCAUAUCCACAUGGUCUUCACUUCUCCGCAACUGAAUCACCAUCUGGAAUUCUUGAGCAAGCCUGGAUUAUGAAGAUGGCAUCUGAGCUAGCUCGUCGUCGACAUGAUAAAACUGCUCGUGAAGGAUUUUGGUCUACAUCAAGCAAUGGUGAUGAUGCUCCACCUGCUUAUGAACCCAAAGCCUUGUAA